GGGGAACGUGGUGCAGAAAGCUGCGCAUGAGAGGCAAGGGUGCCCAGCCCUGAAGAAGCUCCGAAGGGUGCAGUAGAGGACAGGGGUCACGGAACUAACUUCAAGCUGGUGUGCACAGUGUCUGAGCAGCUACCAGCCCAAAAACUGGAGUCACCAUGGCGGCGGGAGUUGCAGCCUGGCUGCCUUUUGCCCGGGCUGCAGCCAUUGGAUGGAUGCCAGUGGCCAACUGCCCCAUGCCCCUAGCUCCAGCAGACAAGAACAAGCGGCAAGACGAGCUAAUCGUCCUCAACGUGAGCGGAAGACGGUUCCAGACCUGGAGGACCACUCUGGAGCGCUACCCCGACACCCUGCUGGGUAGCACAGAGAAGGAGUUCUUCUUCAAUGAGGACACCAAGGAGUACUUCUUUGACCGCGACCCGGAAGUGUUCCGCUGCGUGCUCAACUUCUACCGCACCGGGAAACUGCACUACCCGCGCUACGAGUGCAUCUCUGCCUACGACGAUGAGUUGGCCUUCUAUGGCAUCCUCCCUGAGAUCAUCGGAGACUGCUGCUACGAGGAGUACAAAGACCGCAAGCGGGAGAACGCAGAGCGGCUCAUGGAUGACAAUGACUCUGAGAAUAACCAGGAGUCCAUGCCCUCGCUCAGCUUCCGCCAGACCAUGUGGCGGGCAUUCGAGAACCCACACACCAGCACCCUGGCCCUGGUCUUCUACUACGUGACUGGUUUCUUCAUUGCUGUCUCAGUCAUCACUAACGUGGUGGAGACGGUGCCAUGCGGCACGGUGCCAGGGAGCAAGGAGCUGCCAUGUGGAGAACGCUACUCGGUGGCCUUCUUCUGCCUGGACACUGCCUGCGUCAUGAUCUUCACGGUGGAGUACCUCCUCCGGCUCUUCGCGGCACCCAGCCGGUACCGCUUCAUUCGCAGUGUGAUGAGCAUCAUUGACGUGGUGGCCAUCAUGCCCUAUUACAUCGGCCUGGUCAUGACCGACAAUGAGGAUGUGUCUGGGGCCUUUGUCACACUCCGGGUCUUCCGUGUCUUCAGGAUCUUCAAGUUCUCCCGACACUCCCAGGGCCUACGGAUCCUGGGCUACACCCUGAAGAGCUGUGCCUCAGAACUGGGCUUUCUCCUCUUCUCCCUCACCAUGGCCAUAAUCAUCUUUGCCACUGUGAUGUUUUAUGCCGAGAAGGGCUCCUCUGCCAGCAAAUUCACAAGCAUCCCUGCAUCUUUCUGGUACACCAUCGUCACCAUGACUACACUGGGGUAUGGAGACAUGGUGCCUAAGACAAUCGCGGGGAAGAUAUUUGGCUCCAUCUGUUCCCUGAGUGGUGUCCUGGUCAUUGCUCUGCCAGUCCCUGUGAUAGUCUCCAACUUUAGCAGGAUCUACCACCAGAACCAGAGAGCUGAUAAACGCAGGGCACAGAAGAAGGCCCGCCUUGCUAGGAUCCGUGUGGCCAAAACAGGAAGCUCCAAUGCCUACCUGCACAGCAAGCGCAAUGGGCUCCUCAAUGAAGCCCUGGAGCUGACGGGCACCCCAGAAGAGGAGCACACGGGCAAGGCCACCUCGCUCAUUGAGAGCCAGCACCACCACUUGCUGCACUGCCUAGAAAAGACCACUGGGUUAUCCUAUCUUGUGGAUGAUCCCCUGUUAUCUGUACGAACCUCCACCAUCAAGAACCACGAGUUUAUCGACGAGCAGAUGUUUGAGCAGAACUGCAUGGAGAGCUCAAUGCAGAACUACCCGUCCACCAGGAGUCCUUCUCUGUCCAGCCAAUCCGGCCUCACCACCACCUGCUGCUCCCGGCGCAGUAAGAAGACCACACACCUGCCCAACUCCAACCUGCCGGCCACGCGCCUGCGCAGCAUGCAAGAACUCAGCACGAUCCACAUCCAGGGCAGCGAGCAGCCCUCCCUCACCACCAGUCGUUCCAGCCUUAAUUUGAAAGCAGACGAUGGACUGAGACCAAACUGCAAAACAUCCCAGAUUACCACGGCCAUCAUCAGCAUCCCCACGCCCCCGGCUCUAACCCCAGAGGGAGAAAGUCGGCCCCCUCCUGCCAGCCCAGGACCCAACACGAACAUUCCUUCCAUAGCCAGCAACGUUGUCAAGGUCUCUGCCUUGUAAAAACAUCGGACAGAGGGCCCGAGGGGGUAGUGGGGAGUAAAGGGGGCUGGCAUGUUAGUGGGUGGUCACUGAGACCACUCCCUCCCCCUUUCCCACUAUUUCUGCCUGCCCUGUUACACCCCUAGCACUGAGACCUGUGUGUGGAAGGGAAAGGAAGCAGCAAAGGGGACCUGAGGCUCCCGCUGCUGGUAUGGACACAGCCCUGUGACAUUGCAUCUUGCUGGGGCCUGAGGAAGGGAGGGGGGGGGUAGGGAAUAGGCAUUAGGGGGUGUAGGCCACUUGCCUGGACAGGGCCUGGUAGGGGCACCUCAGACCAAAUAACAGUUGUUUCUGAAGACCCCAGUGAGGAAAACACAAGAUCAAGGGUGGCCCAGAGGCCGAGCCGUCACAUGCAAACAGGAAGAAAAUAUAACACUGUGUACUCAGCACCUUUUUCAAGGAUCUUAAUGGAUAAUAUUUAUUCAUGGGAAAAGGUGGAAAACAAAAUCAAUGGAUUUUUGUGAAUUGUUUUUCUCCAUGGACCCAACACCUUUAAACCAAAACGAUGCAUUUUGUGAGGUUGGUUUUUAUUUUUCUCCUUUUAUAGCAAAAGCUUUUAGAGGCUCAAAGUCAGUUAUUGCUGAGUUCCCUCCCCAGUCCCAGGAGGAGUGAGGUCACCUUUGCUGGGCCUUCACUGCCCAGCCGACCUGCACAGAGCUGUCCAGCAACCACACAGCAACCCUUCUGCUCCGUCCGUCCGUCUCCUCUGUCUCUGUACCUAUCUGCUUCACCUUGGCUGUUUCUGUGUCCAACCAUCUGUCUCACCGUGGACAGUAAAGCCUUCUCUGUCACUGCCAAGUACUGCAGACCUGUGCCUGGGAGUCAGGCCGAGCAAAUGCAAAUACGGAAAGGAAAGGAAGCCAAGUGGGGGGAGCUGAAGGGUGAGGUAAGUCUACCUUAUGAACAGAGGUGCUUCCCUUGUGGUUGGACCCACUUGUCUUUGCCGUUUGUGGGGGGGGGGGGUGAUGGUCACGUGUAUCACACUGGGUCUUGAAAACGGAAGCAGCAACUUCAGAAAGCAGUCGUUUUUGCUCUACCCUGGUGAAGACAGAAGCACCAAGGCUCCCAGCUGCCAGAGCUCCAGGGCACCUUGCUAUGUACCCUCCUUUAGGAUCCAUGGGUAAAGCCUGUGCAGCGCUCUGCCAAGCAUCCUCAAAUAAGGACGAUGGACUUACCGCCCAAGGCAGUUCCUAUAUGAAGGGCAUGAGGGUUAAGUGUGUGUGCCUCCUGAGGGAUGUUUCAAAGCAAGAAAGCAAGCAAGAGGCUCUAGAUGAUUCUUUCCUGGUCUAAAAGAGGCCCUGAGGUCUCAGUCGUCUUCAGGCAUAUCCCUGAAGACAGCCCAAGUGUGUCUUAUGACCUCCAUGCAAAUAAGAGAGUGGGGAUUACUUCUUGAUAAUGUGGACAGUAUGUUUGCUCAAGUUAUUUACAUGGUAGCGGGCCUGGGAACAGUAUUUCUGGAAUCUUCCUAAUCAUUUUCACAACUUAGAGUGGAGCAGAUGAGUCUUGGGUUAGUGACAAGGGCCCUUUCCUGCCCUUCCCAACCCCAACUACUUCCUGCAAUCUCUGAAGCCUGGGAUCUGAGGCACGUGAGCUACUUAGGAACUUCUGUCCAUUCUACAGUCCACAGAUAAGUUGUUCAUUAGCAAGUCAAAACUCUCUCUGCCCAGUACAGCUAUCUAGAUGAGUUUUACUAGCCAAUGGCCUCAAAGCACCCACGGGGGUUCUAUGGCCUCAGCUCCAGUGACCCUGUACACAGAGGAGUCCGGGUGUUUUGAGGUGGUACCAAACAAGAAAGUGGACAGAAUGGCUGAAGAAAAGUGCCCUUCUCUCCAUCUCCGUCUCCCUGUAUAUCUUCAGUGGCUACUGCCAGUCCUUUCUCUAGAUCUGGCCUCAGGAUUUCCCCUUAUCAUGGAAUGGAGCUAUUCUCGCAAUCCAGUAAUUUUAUCAGCCAAGGCAGAGAGCCAAACUGGACCCAGUUUGGGCAGAUACACAAAGAACUAGAAAGGGAUCUUCAUUUUGAAUGAAUGGACCAUGGGACAAAGGCAUGCCUAGGUGCACGAUACAUCCGAAGAACCGAGUGGGAUAGGAUACAGUUUAAAGGCACACUGAUGCUCACGUGCAAGCCACUCUUCUAUUUGAGUAAGUCACUGCAGGGCCAGGAUGAUGACUCAACCAAGGAUCUCCUUGUCACUUGGACAGUGCACCGACAUAGCACGUUAUGGUUCUCAUGAAAAGAAAUGUAUUUUAAAAACGGUGUCCCCCAAAAUUCCAUUUUUAUUGACUUGAGUGAACUGAAUGUUUGUAUUGCUUCUAUUUCAUUUCCAAAGCCUGUAUCAUGCCAGCUCCCCUGUCCCCACCAAAAAAAUCAUUAGACCAUUUUCAUUUUCAUUCCCCCAUUGCAGUCUUGACAGGGGAUAAGGGACCCAGCUCACCUGUGUUCAAAAGUAUCAACCCAGGAAAACAGCUCACAGCCAUAUAUCUCCUAAAGGGUAUUUGUGAUCAAGUACAGGGGCAAAAGUGUGCUGGAUCAGUUUAGUAAGUCUGACUCACCAGCUAGUACGUGAGGAACCAGAAUUAUCAGAAUCUUCUGGAGACCAAGAGCUUUCUGGUGCAAUUGACUCCUGGUGCACAAACCAUGUUAGAAUAACCGAAAAUUCUCCAAACCACCACUCCAUUCAACGCUGCUUAGCACUGGGGGAGAGGGUAUCAAAAAGACAAAUAUAAAAAGCCUAAGACUACAUUCAAAUAAUAAAUGGGAAUACCUUGGAAAAUGUAAUAUUGGGUACACCAGACCUAGAGAAGAUUAAACAAUCGCUAAUUCAUUUUACAGUGUAAAAAGCUGAGGCCAGAGAACUUGACUUACUUAAGGUAAUGUAGUCAUUUAAGGACAGACUAGGGACCAGAGCACAAGACCCUUGGCCACUAGUCUAAUGUGCUUUUGUUUUGUUUUGGGUUUUUGUUGUUGUUGUUUUAACACACCCUUUGCCUCGCAGAGUUGAUAUGUUGAGGAAGGUCCAUCAAAGAUGCCAUGACAUAACUAGAGACACUCUCGUGCAAAUGUCAACACUUGAUGUAGUCCUGAAAUCACCUGACUAUACUAGUACAAAUUAUAGACAUCAAAGUGGCCAUUUCUUGGGUAGAGCCAGCUACAGGUGUUCAGGUCUAUAAGAAACAGGUGAAAAGGGAAGUCCAAGAUUUUUCAAGCAAAUGCUCGAUUUUCUCAGUGAAGAGGAGGCUUGGACAAUGACCUUUCAAAGCACACCUUUCCAUUGCUUCUCGCUGUGUCUGUGAAGGGAGUCAACCUAGAAAAUCCUUCAUUCCGAGAAAGAAAUGGACAGAAGACUGAAUGACUCCUCCUAGGUUUCAUGACAAGUCAGUGGCAGAAUUAUGAUGAUCCAGGACUCAAACAUCAUCAUGUCCUGGGGGUGUCUUCUAUAUCCUGUUCCAUGGCUCUAAGGUUUUGCUCAGAUUUUUAAAAGCUGGGUUUCAAGGGUGAUGAUUAGGGAACCAUUCCAGAAGUAGCAGGACCUCCUGAAACAGACCAUUAUUUCUUCCUAAUUCCCAUUUUUCCUAAGUAGUCUCAAGCUCAGGACUAAUUGUACAGAACCCCUUUCAAAAGACCAGUAGAUAUUCUUAACAACUGAACAUUGUUAGUCGACGACCACAUCAUUUGAUCAGAUGUUAAAGGGGACAGUAAAUGAUCCGUGGUUCACAAAAACCACAUACAGAACUGCUGAGGAUGCUAUACAGUUGGUUUCUCUUCCCUGCAGUUCAGGAUCAAGUCAUUUUCUUAUCAGAAUGCAGGUUGGAAAAGUACCUGGGAGCAUUAUAUGCCUAGAUCGUUUUCCUUGUCUUUUUAAAAAUAGCAGUAGUGAUUGAAAUUGAGCUAGCAUUAGAUUUGAAAUUAUUAAUGGAUUCUAGUGAUUCAGGCUCCCUCACUUCAAUUACUAGGUAACUAAGUAAGGCAGAAGGAUCCCAAUACCAAGCACUGGGAGUAAUAGCUUCCCUUUCAUUCUAGUUGGCAUGGUAACCAUUGUACAAGGAACAUGAGACUUUUAUUUUUCCUCUAAUUUCCUAAUGAAUUUUCAUCACUAGCAAAGCUUUAAAGUGGGACAAAGGAAAAACAAUGUCGUGACCCAUGACACGUGGAGCCCAGACAGCAUCAUGAAAAACAUCAGAACCAAGGCAAAGUGGCUUUGAAAAAUGAAAUGGCUUUUUAACGGGGUUCCUUAUGGGUCUUGUUUUUUAUUCAGGAUACUCUGUGUUUUCUCAUCAAAUGUGGGAAUGCCAUUUAUCUUAGCAGGUUAUUUCAACUAUGCUGGCUGAUGACACAUUAGCUAGUGCAGGGCACUGACCCAAGUCCUGGGGGACUCCUUGGACCAAGGGACUAUUUUACAAGCCAGGGAGGUGGGAGGGGUGGUAUAUUUUUGAUAACCAGACAUUCCAAUGUUUUCCUUAGAGGUCAUGAGCUCCCAUUAAUGUUCUCGUGAGAAACAUCAACUGUGUUCUUUUCUAUUUUCGUAUAAUUACUGGGCUUUGCGUAACAACAUCACAAUGGCAAAGAAAUAUACUGUACAAAACUGCAGGAAGACAAAUGUGAAAACUUUCUGUGGGGGAAGAGUAAGCUCUUAAGUUUCUUGUCUUCUUUUGAAACCGUAGUGCAUAUGUUAUAACAUGUAUAUCAUUUACAGUACUGAGUCCUGUGCCACUGCUGUACCUGAUGUAUCCAAUCUGGAUUAAACAAACUAUGUGCCACAA
Messenger RNA from Myodes glareolus (Bank vole), 6920 nucleotides. NCBI's taxonomy places the organism in Eukaryota, Metazoa, Chordata, Mammalia, Rodentia, Cricetidae. The record is from RefSeq and is a predicted model, not a curated record.